This is a messenger RNA of Jaminaea rosea, 1120 nucleotides long. RefSeq lists its product as hypothetical. The record is from RefSeq and is a predicted model, not a curated record. Gene Ontology annotation, cellular component: GINS complex. Bases 91 to 810 code for a protein of 239 amino acids. The transcript is spliced from 2 exons. NCBI's taxonomy places the organism in Eukaryota, Fungi, Basidiomycota, Exobasidiomycetes, Microstromatales. Gene Ontology annotation, biological process: mitotic DNA replication initiation.
GGGUGGGCGCGAAUAUUGGACCCUCACCACCGAAUCCUCUCGUCACCUCACGUCAAGGACCGCGACUGAUUGGAGGCGUCUCUUGCCAAGAUGGACACGUCCUACUGGUCCAUCUCCAGCAUUUUAGCAGAUUCCUCCCGUAUACCCUGCACAUUCAACCUAGAUGUGCCCAACCUCUCCCACCUACGAGGAGAUUCUUCGGUGGACAAUCAGUUCCAAUCCUCGCAAGCUUCCGCCUCAUCUUCCUCUCAAAUGGACGACUCGUCAGACACCAUUCGCGAGAAGUCACGACUGGAGCUUCCCUUCUGGCUGGCAGAAAUGCUCGCUUUGAAUGAUAUCGUUUCGCCCUCUCUGCCCCGCCCCUACUCUCAGCGCGUUCGCAACGCAUUGAACGCGGACGCCAAGAGUGUACAGCUGCGCAGCCAAGCCAAUUGGUGGUACGCUCUCGGUGUGCGGCUGGCUAGUUUGGAACGACAGGGCACGGACAGUCAGACUUUGCUGCUUGAGGUACUGAGCACGACAUACUCAGCUCGGCUGGCCAGCACGUACGACGCUGCUUUACAUGUUGCUUCUUCCUCGAGAGGAGGUGGUGGAGGGUUGGACGAUGAGGAAACCGUAGCAGGGCAAGGGGACGCGACGACGGCGAACAGUAGUGGUGGAGGUGGCUUCGGAAGUAGGCCGUCGAAUGUGGCCAUGAGUGCCGAGUUGGUCGACUUUGUCAAUGGGUUGGACGAGAGUGAGAAGCUUGUGCUACGAAGAGCUCACGACGCUUCUGCGGCGAUGCGAUACUAUCUCGCUGGCCGCAAUUGAGCGUCAGCCUCUCCGUCUCGUCCGCCAUGAUACCAUGCCCAAUUGCAGUGUAACAACAGUAGCAUCAUCACCAUCGUCACCUCUUCGACUUUAUGCUUUCUUUGUGUGCGAUACAAGUACAAGAAUGCGCACGCGCUUUCCCCUUCUGUUACCAUAGCGUUGGUAAACUUCCCGUCCAUCCGCUCUCGAUCCACGCCUAAUUCUUCACUCCCUCCUGGUUAGUCCCCAACUUCGCCACCCUAUAGUACACAUCCAUCCCGUGUCCAUCCAAACUCCUGAAGUUCAGGCUUCCUCCAAAAUACUCAGCAUA